UUGAUUAUUGUGUCGUCACUCCUUAAAUUCCUGGAUAGCUGAGCUUGCUUUCCGCCGCCUUUUGCUACUGGUUAGAUCGCGUAUAUCGGUCCGUCGAGGACCUGCAGGGACCUUAUCAUGGCGACGCCGCCUCCUGAGGGGACGACUGUCCUGAAGGAGGACAAGACUCAGCUGCCACCGGCCGUGACUGAUGUCUCUCUGGAUUCCAAGAUUACUGGGUCGCAGGACACUGUUCACGAAAUCAAAGCAGCGGCGCAGGUACAACCGUCAGAUAAACCUGCAGAGGCCGCUGCGGUAACGGCCGACAAGGACAUCCCGCCAGCGGUGAAUGGACACGGCACUGACCAACCUGCUCUUACCAACGGCGCGAGCAAUACCAUCAAGGAUGAGGUCGCCACUCCCUCGUCUCCGAAGUCUCCCGCAUUGAACGGUACAAAGGACUCGAUGGAUGAGUCGGCACCCGCAAAGACAGACACUGAGCCCAAGCCCGCUGAGCCUUCAGAACCGAAGCCUGAACAGGCCUCCACGACUCCAGUCUCUACGCAGGACGCCUCCGCCCCCAGCACGGUUCCUGAGAACGUGCCCUCUGAGAACAAGAUGCAGGACACGGCCGAGGCCAAGCCGGCGUCUGCAGCACCCUCAGACCUGCCUCAUCACCCCUCCCCCUCGAAACCCGCUCCUUCUGCACAGGAAACCUCGGCUCAGCCAUCUGCCGACCAGGAGAUGGUUGAUGCGCCACCGUCACCCACCAAGGUCUCGCGGGAACGUGAAGCCGAUGGCAGCGAAGAGCCUGCUGCCAAGCGUACCAAGACCAAUGGUGAUGCUCCUGGCUUCAAGGUUCCCGAGCUGCCGCCUACGCCUACGCCUGCGACAGAGACGCCAGUGGGACAACCGACUGACGGAACUGACGGACAGUUUGGUAUUACCAAGAUGCAGCACAAGUUCCUUUUGAAGGCUGUCCAGAACCUGAAGCGCUCCCACGACGCGCGAUUCUACAAGGAGCCCGUAGAUCCCAUCAAGCUGAAUAUCCCCAACUACCCGCUCAUCAUCACACGGCCCAUGGACCUCGGGACGAUUGAGCGCAAGCUCAAAAACAACGAAUACGAGACUCCUGAGGCCGUGGCUGAUGAUGUCAGAUUGAUGGCCCAGAAUGCCCUGGUCUUCAACGGGCCUGAUCACAUUGUCGCACAGGAAGGUCAGCGACUGAAGGCGAGCUUCGAGAAGUCUAUGACCAAUCUCCCCAGGGCCAACGAGGUUGAGGAGAAGAAGCCGAAGAAGGCUGCAGUCUCUGUACCAAAGACCCAAGCGGCGCGCCGUGAAUCGCGAGUUGUUGCUGGUCCGACGCCUCCCAAACCCGCUGCCAGUCCGCCCCAGAGUACUACUUUUGCCUUGGGACCUGAAGGCUUGCCGUUGAUCCGUCGUGAUUCUACGAAUGCUGAUGGUCGACCCAAGCGUUCCAUUCACCCUCCCAAGCGCGACCUGCCUUAUACUACCAAGCCAAAAAAGAAGAAGUACCAGUGGGAGCUGAAGUUCUGCCAAGAGGUCUUGGACGAGCUGCACAAGCACAAGUACUACAACAUUGCCGCUCCUUUCUACGUUCCCGUUGAUCCUGUCGCCCUUAAUAUCCCCACCUAUCAUAACAUCAUCAAGAGACCCAUGGAUCUCUCUACCGUGCAGGCUAAGUUGAAGGCUGGACAAUACGAGAAUUCCAAGGAAUUCGAGAUCGAUAUCCGCCAGAUCUUCAAGAAUUGCUUCAAAUUCAAUAUCCCUGGUGAUCCCACCUACAUUGCGGGCCAGAAGCUCCAGGAGGUGUUUGACGCGAAAUGGGCGCAGAAGGCACGCUGGAUCGAAGCGCAUGAGCCUCAUCCUGAGCAUCAGAGUGUCUCUUCCUCGGACGAGGAAAGCGACGAGGACGCAGAAGACAGCGAUGAUGAUGCUGACAGUGAGAAGCUGCAACUGCUUCGCCGCCAAAUCGAGGAAAUGUCGAGGCAGGUGGAAGCGAUCACCCAGAAGAAAAAGAAGACUCCCCCGGCUGCCAAGAAGUCGGGCAAAUCCAAGAGUGGAAAGAAAGACCUCAAGAGAGCCGGUGGCCUUUCCAAGAAGGACAAGAAAGCUUCUGCCAAGAGUUCGAAACCGGAGAAGCAGCGCUUGGUUACCUACCAGGAGAAGCGGAUCAUCUCCAAUGGAAUCAGUAGUCUGCCCGACAAGAAAAUGCAGGAAGCGUUGCGGAUCAUCCAGAACAACGUUCCUUCUCUCAAAGGUACACAGGAGACUGAGAUCGAGCUUGACAUUGAUGAGCUUCCCAACGAAGUUCUUGUCAUGCUUCUCAAGUUCGUCAAGAAGAACGCUCCCCAUGUCAUGGAAGAAGAUGAGGAGGUUAUUCCACACGCUCCGAUCCCGAGUGCCGCGCCUCCGAAGCCAAAGAAGAAUAAACCAAUGAGCAAAUACGAACAGGAAGCUCAGAUCAACAUGCUUGAGAGCAAUCUUUCCCGCUUCCAAGGUGGUGGGGUUCGGUCUCCAGAGCCAAUUCAGUCGGUCGAAGCAAACGUUGAGAGCAGCGACGAAGACGACGAUUCUGAGGAGAGUGAGGAAGAGUAAACGCAGCAUCUGCCAGCAUCAUUGCUUCUUCUCUCAAUAUUAAUAUUUCGGAUGAAUCUUUCUUCGGAUCGUGCCUUUCGUCAAACCUCCUCGUCCAUGGCUUCCUGACUGUGUCUGGGGGGCAAUCAGCUCUAAUCAAUCAACAUAAUUUCUGGCACUAGCUUCAGGCCUCGCUCGGUCGGCAGCGCACUCGGGACAACCUCAUGGU
Molecule: messenger RNA, 2806 nt
Organism: Paecilomyces variotii
Lineage: Eukaryota; Fungi; Ascomycota; Eurotiomycetes; Eurotiales; Thermoascaceae
Product: putative transcription regulator BDF1
Exons: 2
Coding region: 118-2598 (826 amino acids)
Biological process (GO): regulation of DNA-templated transcription; chromatin remodeling
Cellular component (GO): chromatin; nucleus
Source: RefSeq, a predicted model, not a curated record